Ylistrum balloti is the source of this 1383-nucleotide messenger RNA. RefSeq lists its product as uncharacterized. The coding region runs from base 1 to 1383 and encodes 460 amino acids. The transcript has 3 exons. The record is from RefSeq and is a predicted model, not a curated record. Gene Ontology annotation, molecular function: zinc ion binding; nucleic acid binding. Lineage: Eukaryota; Metazoa; Mollusca; Bivalvia; Pectinida; Pectinidae.
AUGACGGGUGCACAAGAGCCUGGAAGCGUAAACAGCUAUCCCCCCACCCGGAGACCCACGAUCUUUACGGUAUACAUCAUAAUCACUAAGGAGUAUAUCAGCGUCUACGGUGGAGUUAUCAAGCUGGAACGGGAAUACCUUGAGAGAGAGGAGAGAGCACUUAGACGAAGCAAGGAAAAAGAGGAGAGAGAGGAGGAAAAACAUAAAAUGGAGCUCGAGGAAGCAGAGAGGGAUAGACAGGAAGCUGAGAAAAGUAGACUGUUUGAGAUGGAAAAGCUUAACCUUCAAGCUGACAUAGAAUUUUCUAGGCUUAAGGCAGAGCAGGAGAAAAGUGCAUUGUCAAUGUCGAACUCGGAAGAGUCGAGGUCAAGGUCACUGCGACCAAAGUUACCAAAAUUUGACGAACAAAAGGAUGACAUGGAUGAAUUUUUAGAGCGAUUCGAGAAGUUUGCUACAGCUCAACACUGGAACGAAGACAUUUGGGCAGUGAGCCUUAGCCCCCUAUUGACCGGUAAAGGGCUACAAGUCUAUUCAAGCAUGCCUGCAACUCAGAUCAACAAGUACGAUGAGUUGAAGAAAGCGCUUCUCAGGAGAUACGCGUUAACCGAGGAAGGUUUUCGCGUAAAGUUUAGGGACAGUAAACCGGAGAAGGGUGAAACGGCAUUUCAAUUUGUCGCGAGGCUGUCACGGUACUUGACGCGGUGGACUCACAUGUCCGAGAUCGAACAGUCGUUUGAAGGGUUAUCAGACCUGCUUAUCAGGGAGCGGUUUAUGCAAGCCUGUUCAACGGAUAUGGUCCUGUUCCUUAAAGAGAGAGCACCCAAGAGUGUUGAGGAGUUAACUCGACUCGCGGAACAAUAUAUGGAGGCCCAUGGAGGAAGUAUUACGGAAUCUGGCAAGGUCAAAUUUAGCAACCCCAAUAAGACACAUUUUCCAUCGCGCCGUAAUAACCAGCAACAGCAGAGUGACCAAUCGACAGACACUAAGGGUCAGAAAACGCGUCGGUGUUUCAUUUGUGGUGAUGAAGGACAUAUCGCUCGCGAUCACGCAGAAGUAGGCAAGAUUGGAUCUAAGCCUCUCAAAAGCAGCCAUUACAAGGACUCUAGCAAAGCAACUCUUUGUCAGUCGGUGCAGGCUUUAAGGGAUACAGGAGGUAGCAGCGCCGCUAUCAGGGAAGCUCUUGUAAUGCCUGACCAGAUGACAGACAAGAAACUCCCAUGUAUAUUGAUUGAUGGGACAGAGCGGAUGUUCAGAACGGCCAGGAUUUUUGUGGAUACCCCCUUCUAUGUUGGGGAAUUGGAGGCAAUGUGCAUGAGCAAUCCAGUCUACGACUUAGUGAUCGGUAACAUUGAUGGAGCUAAGUUAACGGCUGACGCCAAUUAG